Molecule: messenger RNA, 1547 nt
Organism: Lontra canadensis (Northern American river otter)
Lineage: Eukaryota; Metazoa; Chordata; Mammalia; Carnivora; Mustelidae
Gene: SERPINA3
Product: serpin family A member 3
Exons: 5
Coding region: 96-1361 (421 amino acids)
Biological process (GO): negative regulation of endopeptidase activity
Molecular function (GO): serine-type endopeptidase inhibitor activity
Source: RefSeq, a predicted model, not a curated record
GGAGUCAGCGCCCAUGAAAAUCCAGCACUCUGGGCAGGCGGUGGCUUUGGAAUCUGCUGAGGACAGCCAGCAGCAACGAAUUGAGGACAGAGGGGAUGUGGCUCCUCUUGGCUCUGGGGUUCCUGGUGGCUGGGCUCUGCCCCCCUGUCCACUGCGCCCCGGGGGGCGUGCUUGACCCUCCAAAUGUGACCCAGGAGGACCUACACAAUGAAACUCCUGUGGACAGCCUCCGAUUAGCCUCCAGCAACACUGACUUCGCCCUCAGCCUCUAUAAGCAACUGGCUUCGAGGACCCCCAACAAGAAUGUCAUCUUCUCCCCACUAAGCGUCUCUAUCGCCUUGGCCUUCCUAUCCCUGGGGGCCCAAAACACCACCCUGACGGAGAUCCUCGAAGGCCUCAAGUUCAACCUCACAGAGACCCCUGACACCGAAAUCCACCGGGGUUUCCAGCACCUGCUGCGAACCCUCCACCAACCCAACAACGAGCUGCAGCUGAGCGUGGGCAACGCCAUGUUCAUCAGUGAGUCGCUCAAGCUGCUGGAGAAGUUCAUGGAAGAUGCCAGGGCGCUCUACGCCUCUGAGGCCUUCUCCACCAACUUCCAGGACUCUGCCUCCGCCAAGAAGCUCAUCAAUGACUACGUGAGGAAUCAGACCCAGGGGAGAAUUGUGGAUCUGGUCAAGGACCUUGACCUGAACACAGCCAUGGUCCUGGUGAAUUACAUCUUCCUUAAAGCCAAAUGGAAGACACCCUUUGACCCCCGAGACACUUUCAAGUCCAAGUUCUACGUGAGCAAGCACAGGUCGGUAAAGGUGCCCAUGAUGAACCUGGAGGACGUGUGGGCACCUUACUUCCGAGACGAGGCGCUGGGCUGCACGAUGGUGGAGCUCCCGUACACCAGUAAUGACAGUGCACUCUUCAUCCUCCCGGACCAGGGCAGCAUGGGGGCGGUGGAGGCCAGCCUGCUCCCGGAGACACUGAGGAGGUGGACAGACUCAUUGCAGAUGAGGAAGAUAGACAACCUCUACCUGCCGAAGUUUUCCAUCUCCAGCAGCUAUAAUCUGGAAGGGAUACUUCCCCAGCUGGGUGUGAGGGAAGUCUUCACCCACCAGGCCGACUUGUCAGGAGUCACAGGGGAGAAGAACCUGGCAGUUUCCCAGGUGGUCCACAAGGCCCUGCUCGAUGUCGCCGAGGAGGGCACGGAGGCUGCGGCCGCCACAGGAAGUAAAGUUAUUUUUUUGUCCAGAAAAAUUGGUCCACUGAUGACUGUGCAUUUCAAUAGACCCUUUCUGCUGUCCAUACUUCACAGAGAUACCAAGAACAUCCUCUUCUGGGGCAAAGUCACCAACCCCAACCAAGCCUAGGGCUGCCCGUCCUUCUCAGGUGCCAGGCCUCUGAUGCAGCCUGGGCCGCCAUGCACCAAAGAGCCAUAGGCCAGGCCCAUCCUUGCUCAUCCCUUAGAAGGUGACAAUGAUUCUGGUGGCUUCCAUGUGCCCUGGGAGCCUGGGGACUUUUUGAUCGGAGGCUCUGAACCUCCAGAUGGCAAUAAA